AUGGCCGAAAAGACCUCAAAGCCAGUAGAAGCUGGUAUCAACCUAUCUCCCGUCCCUAGUAUUAUGGGCAAGGAAGAGAAUGGCGGCGGGAGCAUCACUGCUGGUGAAAAUUCCAGUACUGAUGAGUCCGAGCUAUUCCUCCAGCAACAUGGAUUCACAACCGAGUAUCUCAACGAGCUCGUAUCAGACAAAGAAAAGAACAAGCGGCUGGUGAAGAAAGUCGAUAUGCUGCUUUUGCCAUUGAUGGCCGGCACCUACGUCCUCCAGUUCAUCGAUAAACAAGCUCUCUCCUACAGCGCUGUAUUCGACCUCCUUGAGAAUACCGGCACUACUCUUGAGCAGUACAGCUGGUUUGGCAGCAUCUUCUACUUUGCCUAUCUAGUUGCUGAAUACCCAUGGUCUUUCCUUGCACAGAAGACGCUCAUGGGCAAGGUCGUUGCUGGUUGCAUCCUCGCUUGGGGAAGCAUACUGAUGAUCACUGCUGCUAGCAGUAACUUCGCCGGCCUCGCAGUAUGCAGAUUCUUCCUUGGCACAUUCGAAGCUCCUAUUACUCCAGUUUUUAUGAUGAUCGUGGGCAUGUGGUAUACCCGUGAAGAGCAGCCUUUCCGCGCUGGUGUCUUUUAUAGUUGCAACGGCAUCGGCCUCAUGCUUGGUGGACUUCUCAGCUUUGCCAUUGGUCAGAUCCAAGGUUUCGAGGUCUGGAAGGCCAUUUUCAUUAUUUGUGGUGGCAUCACAGUACUCUUUGGAGGUGUUGUGCUUUGGAGACUGCCCGAUAAUAUCCUGCGGGCCAAGGGCUUCAGCCUGGAGGAAAAAGCUUUGCUUAUCGGUCGCGCCAGGCUAGCAAAGACUGGUGUGCUGAAUCGCACUAUCAAGUGGAGUCAGGUCUGGGAGUGUCUGAUGGACCCUCAAAUCUGGCUUCUGUUCAUCUUCGUCUUGGUCAACGAGGUCAUCAACGGAGGUAUUGGCAAUUUCGGCUCUUUGAUUAUCAAGGGUCUGGUGGACAACGCCCUUCUCAGCGUCGUUUUAGGCAUUCCACAAGGUGCUUUCCAAGUCUUCUGGAUCCUUUCUGGUACUUGGCUAGCAUCAAGGUACCGGAAUAUGCGAACUGUCAUUAUGGCUGUCUAUAACAUCCCGACAAUUCUUGGCCUUUGUUUGAUCUGGAAGCUUGACCGCAAGACCCAGAAAAUUGGCUUGCUCUUUGGAUACUAUAUGGUCACAGCAUAUGUGACUUCACUUGUGCUGGCCCUUCAAAUGCCGUCUUCUAAUCUUGGAGGUUACACAAAGCGUGUUACUGGUACGGCAGUGGUAUUUGCUGCUUACUGUGCUGGAAAUGUUAUUGGUCCACAUGCAUUUCUUGCCCGUGAGGCGCCCGUCUACCAGACUGGUGUUAUUGUCAUGCUAGCUUGUGGUGUGGCCCAGGUGGUGUUGGCUGGCAUGUUGCGAUACCUCCUGAUCCUGAGGAACAGGAAGCGUGAUCAGGCCGCGGCCGAGUCUAUCCAGGCACCAGAAGAUACCAGCGCUGAUGUGACUGACUUCAACAACCCGCAUUUCAGAUACGUUCUGUAA
Messenger RNA from Fusarium subglutinans, 1566 nucleotides. Its product is annotated as major facilitator superfamily transporter. The coding region runs from base 1 to 1566 and encodes 521 amino acids. Gene Ontology annotation, molecular function: transmembrane transporter activity. Lineage: Eukaryota; Fungi; Ascomycota; Sordariomycetes; Hypocreales; Nectriaceae. Gene Ontology annotation, biological process: transmembrane transport. The transcript is spliced from 2 exons. Gene Ontology annotation, cellular component: membrane. The record is from RefSeq and is a predicted model, not a curated record.